Guillardia theta CCMP2712 is the source of this 2820-nucleotide messenger RNA. RefSeq lists its product as hypothetical. The transcript has 14 exons. Lineage: Eukaryota; Cryptophyceae; Pyrenomonadales; Geminigeraceae. The record is from RefSeq and is a predicted model, not a curated record. Bases 1 to 2820 code for a protein of 939 amino acids.
AUGGCGAAGGAGGAAGAGAGCAAUGGGGGCUCGCAACGCAAGCCUGGAACUUAUGAGCUGCAGAAGCAGAAGAGUAUGGCUCUCCUGCAGCAAGGAGGGAACACUCUUGCCAAGAGGCUGUCGAUCGCAGCAGGGGUGAGGUACAAGGAGAGCCUUGACAUGGACCAGGUCUCGAAGCUCUUCCGCAAAUCAAAGGCGCACGAGUUCUGGAUCUACAUCGUCUUCCUCACCGUCUUCAGCGCUAGCUCGCUGCAGCAGCGACCCGUGGAGGAGACGUACGACCUCAUCCACCAGGUGUACGACGGGACUGUCACUGGCUCCUCCUACAUCUCGACUACUUACUUCAAGAACAUCGGCGGUCAGUGGCGGGCUGACGGGAAGGACGCAGACAUCGGAUCGAUUGAUGACUUCUGGGCAUGGAUGACGGAGGUUCCCCCGCAGUUCCUGUUCCAGUACAACUGGUACAACGGGAGCUCGUUCGAGCCGGAUUUCCAGGGGGUGAAGUGGCGGGUCCUGCAGAACAACCUGAUUGUCCAGCCUCCUCGCCUCCGCCAGAUUCGCAUCGAGCCCAAGAAGUGCGAGGUGCCGAGGAGGAUGUCGAGUCAGGAGUACGGGGGAGUGAUCAGCCAGGGGAGCUACAACGGGACCAACCUGUACAUGACCGACGGCAUCUCAACCUGCUAUCCCAGGAUGCCGAGCGCCACGAUCAGUAAGGAGACCAUCCAGGGGCUGAAGAUUGACAACGGGACCAUCUCGGUGGUUCCCCUCCCGUACAAGAGCGCCAAGGAGCUCAACUCAAAGUCCUUCACGUCGAGAGGGAGCACGACACCGAUCACGUACGAGGGGGGAGGAUACGUGCAGGACUUCCCGCUCAACAUCUCCAACGACGAGUUCAAGAGCAUGUUGGCCGCGCUCAAGGCCAUGAGGUGGACAGACAGGCAGACGCGCGCUGUCGUCUUCGACUGGGUCAUUUACAACCAGGAGCUCAACACGUUCCUCUCCGUCCGGCUCGUCUUCGAGUUCCAGCCUCACGGCUUCGUGGUGGGCUACCAGAGCCUCCGGGCGAUGAGGAUGGGGUACGUUAGGGCCAACGACGUGUUCCUGCUGAUAAUGGAUGCGGUUGUGUACGGCAUCGUCUUCUUCUCCAUCUUCAACUCCUGCUACAAGGUGUAUCUGCUCAGCUGGGACUUCUUUGGGUACUUCUGGAAUGUGGUCGACCUUAUGAACUACCUCUUCUUCCUUGUGUCCCUCUACUACAAGGUGAUCUUCUUUCUUGAGACGCAGACGUUUGUCUCCACCCCGGUCAGCAGUGCUGUGGAGUAUGUCGACUUCGACUACGUCGGCAGCAUCUACAACCUCAUCGCCUCCUGGAACGGUUUUAACGCGCUCUUCACCUGGAUGAAGAUAUUCUCCUUCCUCAAGUUCCUCAGCUCUGCUGCCGAGCAGCUCAUAGAAACAAUCGCUAAGGCAGGGGCAAAUCUUUCUAUCUUCGCGGGCCUCUUGUUUGUUGUCCUCUGGGCCUACGCGCAAACGAUGUAUGUCUCCUUCGGUGCCUACAUUUCAGACUACAAGGCCCUCUACAGCGCGUGCGUCAACACGUUCAAGGCUCUGCUGGGAGGGUUCGACAUCGACCAGCUGAACGCCAGCAACGCGUACCUGGGCCCGCUGAUCUACAUCACCUUCCUCUUCGUUGCCUUCUUUGUGAUGCUCAACAUGUUCCUUGCCAUCAUCGCCAAGACCUACGAUGACGUCAGCAACCAAGAGACCGUCGACCCCAUGGCCUUCGAGUUCCGCGAGGGCAUCCUCUUCUCCCUCCGCGUUCCCCUCCGCCUCCUCGGCUUUUCCUCCAUCCUCGACCGUCACUUCCGCAAGGACAAGGACCAGGUCUCGGGCUUCUCCUCCCUCAAGCAGGACGACGACAGGCAGUCUUCCGUCAUCGCCUCCUCCCUCAUCGCAGGAGGCAAGACCAAGAGCCAGGGCUCCCUCUCCAGCGAUCCUCCAGCUCAGAAGCUCAACGGCAAGUCGCCCUCUGAGGUCAUCUUCAAGGACGUCAGCAAGGACGAGAACCCGCCGCUCCAGUCCCUCGGCAGCAACCGAAGAGCAAACUACAACAACGACGGAGCCUCUGCAGCUGUGGAUUCCAAGGGCAGGCAGGCGACAAAAGUCACCAUGUUGGUGCCCGACGAGGUUCUGCUGGGACUCCUUUCGUCUGUGAGGGACUUGAGCAACAACGUGAGGGAGCUCGGCGGUCGCUUGGACGACCUCAGCAAGUUCGGAGCAGAGGCCGCAAGGCAGCUGGAGAAUGAGCUGGAGGAGACUAGGAGGGGACAUGCUUUGAGGGAGGAGGAGGAGGAGGAGGAGCCGAGAGAAAGAGCCCCGAGAAACUACCACAGUCAUUCUCUUCCUCUUGCUCACAGAGAGCCGUACCAUCCCCUCCAGCAGAGCCCCAUCAGAGCUGAGAUGUCCUGGAAUCCUCCAGAUCACUUCAGGACUUCCAAGUGGCCCGAAGACGAUCGCAGGAGCCUCCGCAGCCCCAUGGUCGACUGGUCCGGCAUGUCGCCAACCUCGAGGAUGCUGGCAGCCACGGCCGACAUGAUCUCAGCGGUGGCGGUUCAGAGGGACACCAGUCUGCGGGGCGACGCGAGGAUGGCAACCCCAGACCUCGGGACCCGCAGCUACACGAGGAGGAAGCCGGCGAAGGGAGGAUGGGAGAACUCGCCGGUGGAGCAGGAGGGAGUCAAGAAGCUCCGGUUUCAUGCCGCACACGAGGAGGAGGAGGAGGACGACUCGACCCCGAGGCUUCCGGCAUAUGUAAAGUAG